GCAUCAUAACAUGAAGCGCAGCAAGCGCGUCCUACCACACUCGCCUUCGGCUUCCACUCCAAAUUGUCUGCCUUAUCUUAACGGCCAUUCUCCUCAGCCAUCGUCUUUUAACUGUCAUUUGAUGCACAGAGAUUCCGAUACUGACACCUCAAUAGAUGCUUCGGCUUUCCAAAGCUCUCCUUUGCUCCCACGGUCAAGGCUUUCCGCCAUUCAUUGCUCUCCUUUAGAAAUAAAACUCGACAAGCCUAGCGACAAUUUGAAUGUCAGUAACGAACCUUCUUCUCCGGAGAUUUCAACUUCCGCUGUAGAUGUAUCAGAUCGGAUUUCAAAAAGUUUCAUGGGUGAUCAUUUUCAGCACAGUAUUUCAUACGCCCGUUACAUGGAGCACCGAGCCAUCCAACUUUCAAAUCGUCUCAGCCAGUCCUCAAAUAUCUCUAUGAGCCCACGGUUACUUUUCACAUCGGAUUCCAACACAUCAGGCAAUCUUGCUGACUCUCUGCAUUGCCACAAAAAGCGUCAUUCGAUGUUAGAUGACAUAAAUAUGCAAUUGUAUUUCAAUAUUAGCCAGCAAACUGUCUCUACUGUUGAACGUUUUGCUCGUUAUGCCGAACAUUGCCCGGAAGAGAUUAAUCGUCGUACAAUAAAUAGAUUUAUGAACUGUCCGUCGGAUGAAAAGGACAUGGAAGAAAAGCCAAAAAUAUUUAAUCCCAUUUUCAAUUGCACAGCACUUGCUGGCACGUUUUCUAACCUAGAAGAGCUCUCUCGAACCCACUUAGCUGUUUUAUACAGAGCACGACAUCGUAUAAGUGGUGUCCUUUAUUGUCUCAAGCGCUCGAGAUGCGAAUUUGAAAUUGAGCGGUUACAUGGAAGUUCUUCUGUAGAGAUGUACAAUGAGGUCCAAGCACUAUCGGUUCUUCAGCAUCCAAACAUUGUCCGCUACUAUUCUUCAUGGUAUGAGGCGGAUUCGGUCUUCAUACAACUUGAAUUUUGUCUUGGGGGUAGUCUUUUCCACUACCUCCACCCAGAUAGACAGCAUGAUACCUCCGGAUUUGUGGCAUCUCGGCAUGCAUCUGGUGAUGGUCCUGAUAUGCAUCUUGUCAUGGACCAGCAAUCCUUUUCAGCAUCUUCUGGGGAUCACGAUGUCUCAGAAAUCAGACGUCAGCUUUCUGAGCGUUCCCUUCUCCUUCUUGCUGCCCAGAUCAUCGCUGCACUAAAUUUUCUCCAUUCGACAUGGUCAAUUGUGCAUGGUGAUGUGAAGCCAAGCAACAUACUUAUUCAGCUUGUUUCUAGGCCCGAGUCAUAUCUUGCUUCUAUUCGUGAUCACGCUGAAACAGAAGCUAAGAGGUUAUGCCAAAAGGUAGUAAAAUUUUAUAGCUUCUUGUAUAAUCAAUAA
Protopolystoma xenopodis is the source of this 1393-nucleotide messenger RNA. NCBI's taxonomy places the organism in Eukaryota, Metazoa, Platyhelminthes, Monogenea, Polystomatidea, Polystomatidae. The record is from the annotation of a GenBank genome assembly.